AUGUUAUCACCACAACCACAACCAGAAAUUAUCCCAUUACCAGCCAUGAAAGUUGGAGGAGAACAUGGCAUGAGAGUACCAAAACCAAAGCAUACAAAAGUUGUACAUAGCCCUCCACCACGUACACAAUUUGCAACUGGUUUAGAUCCAACUCCUCUUUCUCCAACACUUGAUGGUGAAUCAAAACCUGAAAAAAAAGAAUCAAACCAAGAGAGAGAAAGAAAAUUCUCACAAGAACCAACAAUUUCUGAAAAUCAUAAGACUCAAUCACGUCCAUUAAACCAACCAAGAUAA
Dictyostelium discoideum AX4 is the source of this 294-nucleotide messenger RNA. RefSeq lists its product as hypothetical. The coding region runs from base 1 to 294 and encodes 97 amino acids. Lineage: Eukaryota; Evosea; Eumycetozoa; Dictyosteliales; Dictyosteliaceae. The transcript is spliced from 2 exons. The record is from RefSeq and is a predicted model, not a curated record.